Messenger RNA from Pelobates fuscus (common spadefoot toad), 2945 nucleotides. RefSeq names its product galectin 8 (gene LGALS8). The transcript has 10 exons. Gene Ontology annotation, molecular function: carbohydrate binding. The record is from RefSeq and is a predicted model, not a curated record. The coding region runs from base 97 to 1044 and encodes 315 amino acids. Gene Ontology annotation, cellular component: cytoplasm. Lineage: Eukaryota; Metazoa; Chordata; Amphibia; Anura; Pelobatidae.
GCGCCACGAGGGGGCGUGGCUUGGUGUGAAACCCGGAAGUUGGCCGCUGGUGGCUGGACGGUAACGGGCAGUUCAAGAACUUUAUGAAUUGGUAAAAUGUCUGAGUUUUCACGUCAGCGAACAAUUCUGAAUCCAGUUGUCCCUUAUUUGGGGACCAUUUUUGGAGGCUUGGAAUUGGGGCAGAUGGUGGUAAUUCACGGGACUGUGGCUCCUGAUGCAGAUAGGUUUCAGAUAGACUUUCAGUGUGGCUGCAGUGUCCAGCCCCGGGCAGAUAUUGCAUUUCAUUUCAACCCUCGAUUCAAAGGUUCUGGGCACAUUGUUUGCAACACCUUGGAGAACGAAAGAUGGGGUUGGGAAGAAAGAACACAUCAAAUGCCACUUACUAAGGGAAAGCCCUUUGAAGUUCUCAUUUUGGUUCUCCCUAGUAAAUUCCAGGUUUCUUCAAAUGGCAAACACUUGCUUUUCUAUAAGCAUAGACUCGAUUUUAGAAGAAUUGAUACUAUUGGAAUACACGGCAAAGUGAUGAUUGAAAUGAUUGGCUUUGCCUCUCAAACACCCUUGCAAGGUUCCCAGCUCAUCUCUCUUGAUGCAUCUCCUUUAAAUAGUAAUAAGGCUGAGUCAACAGAGAGUAUGGACUUUACAUUGCCGUAUGCUGCUAACAUUCCUGGUGGAUUUGUGCCUGGAAGGACAAUGGCCAUCAAAGGGGAAAUUAAAAAGGAUGCCAAAAGGUUUUCUAUUGACCUAAGGCCUACUGGCUCCAGUGACAUUGCUUUGCACCUGAAUCCACGUAUGAAGGAGAAAGUGUUUGUCAGGAACACUUACUUGUAUGAUAGCUGGGGAGAAGAAGAAAGGUGUCUCAGUGAAUUUCCUUUUCAGCCAGAAAUGUAUUUUGAGAUUAUCAUACGCUGUGAGGCUAACCAUUACAAGGUUGCUGUAAAUGGGAUACAUCAGCUGGAGUACAAACAUAGAUUCAAAGACCUAAAUAAGAUCAACUUGGUUUCAAUUGGUGGAGACCUCUUUCUUUUUGAUGUGCGUGUUUGGUAGGCCCUAAUAUAUAGAUAGAAACCUGCAAUUUGUCAUUUUUUUCCGUUAUUAAUCACACUGCUAGUGAUACAGUAAUGGGAUAUAUUCCUAUGGAAAUGUAUAUCCAUAAUUAAGUAAUGUGAGCGGCCUUAAACUUUAAAAACCAUUAUACACAAUUCACUGUUCCUAUAAAGGAUGCCAUAGGCAUAAUGACAAGUGCCAAAAGGUUACAUGGUUAUUUUUCUCUGAUUUGAAUAAUAGGUAAUUAACUCUGUGUACAUGUGAUACUACAUGUAUUUUCUGGUUCUUAAUGGCAAACAACUUGUAAAUAUGAGCUAGAGAGUGAAUGUUGCCUCCUGGUGGUUCUUCUGUUUGAACAAUAGGUGGGGGACGUAGCUGGACUAAUCCCUGCCCUUCUCUUCCUCACUGAUUUUUGGUAAGAGUAAAGUAUUGUCCACUUAUUGUAGUGCAUGACAGGAGAUAACACUGCCAUGUACAAGAGGCAAUAAAACACCAGAAAUCAUACAAAAAGGGAAUGUUUUUUUUUCUUCAAUGAUUUGUUUGUUGUGUCUUGUUAGUGGUCUGAUUUAUGAUGUAUAUAAUUCUUUUGCUUAUUUGCAUAAAUUUAAUUUAAAAGAAGAAAGAAAGAGGGUAUGGUUUAUUGCUCUUUUGUACAGAGUGGAACAAAGACUGUAUUAAAGGGAGUUUAUAAUUUGAUAGGUUAAUACAUUUACUGAAAAUGUAUUAAAGGGACACUAUAGUCACCAAAACAACCUUAGGUUAAUGAAGCAGUUUUUUAUGUAUAGAUCGUGACGCUGAAGUCUCACUGCUCAAUUAACUGCUAUUUAGGGGUGAAAUCACUUUUGUUUAAGUUUAUACAGCCCUGGCUACACCUCACCUGGCUGUGACUCUCACAUCCUGCAUGAGACCAAAAUGCUUUCACUUUCAAACAGAUGUUACCUAAAGGUUUUUUAUCUGCUGCUCUCUAAAUUGAACUGUAAUGGUACCCAUGAGGCUCCUGCAGGGUCUAGAAGGCUAUUUACAGGAAGUGUUUAGGAAGGCCGUGUAAGUCACAUGCAGGGUAGUGUGACUAUAGCUCCAUAAACAAAGUGCCUUAACUCUUAAAUGGCAGAGAUUUGAGCAAUGAGACCACAGGGGCAACAUCUAUACACCAAAACUGCUUCAUUAAGCUAAAGUAGUUUUGGUGACUAUAGUGUCCUUUUAAAGAAUGCAGACAUUAUGGAGUUUUUGAUAUUCUCUUCUGAUAUAUUUUACUUUAAAAUGUGUAAAAUAUAAAAUAAAUAGCAGCUUUAUUAUAAAAAUGUAAAUUGGGGUAAGCAACCUUCGGCACUCCAGAUGUUGUGGACUACAUUCCCCAUAAUGCUUUUACACCCGUAAUGCUGGCAAAGCAUCAUGGGAGGUGUAGUCCAAAACAUCUGGAGUGCCGAAGGUUGCCUAUACCUGUUCUACACCACUGAUGGGUGAGAAACCGGGUAUUAUUUAUUAAUUUCUUCCUUCAUUUGGUACCAUUAAACAUUCCCAGACUGCACAAUGAAUAAAAGGCAAACCGUAAAACAGCUGAUUGAAUGGGGAAUUUAUUUAAAGCAGAAUGAGAGAAAUCGGAUGCUUUUACUUACAAUUCACCCAAGUAGUUCUUGCAUUUUGGGGGGUGAAUAGGCAGCACUGUAAGCAUUGACUGAGCUGAAACCUUAAUUUUAUUUAAACCAAUGUUGUUAACUGCAUAAUUGUCUUUAAAGAUGUAACUCAUGCUUGAGUGUUAAUGAAGAUCUGCAGAGAUUUGAACUUUUAUAUUAAUACUAUUGUUUGUGAACCUGUAUAUUUCAUUGUUCCCUACUGAUUGCUUUACAGUAUUUUACUGUAGACGCUAAUUAUUAUCUGCAAUAAAAAAAAGUCGAAAGGUG